AUGCAGGUCGCUUCUCCGCUGCGGCUGGGUGCACUUCCCGGUGCCGCGGUGACUCGGGAGCUUGAAGCCAUCUUGCACAUCUGCUCCCUCGAGAGAGAUCUUCACUUCGAAGACCUCCUUUCUGCGUUUGCCUGUGCACCCGACCCAGCAUUUCGUCUUCGACAAACUCGGCGAAAUCCGAGCUGCUCGAAUUGGCUAUCGCUGCCACACAAUCCCGCUUUGCAAGCAGAACCACCACCCACGUUGGAUCCCCCAAGCAACACCAUCGACACCAUCUCGUUGCAGGCGCUUAAACCAAGCCUGACGGAUCUUGGUAACAUUUUCGGCAACCCUGACGCCGGUUUGUUUCUGACCACGUACGACCCUUCUGAUACAUCCGUACCGAUGACCGGCAUGGCCCGACACGGCUCCGUCGGUGCCUUCAGCGGGUUCUCCGUUUGCCAACCGGCACUCGGAGCUUCCCUGCAGUGGCUCCCCGCGAUUGGCACCGCGGAACUCGACGACAUGAUCAACGCCUUUCUUCCUGGCCCCGCCUCCAUCCAGGACAAGCGCGCCCACAUCUCCAUGGAUUUCUUUGAGUUCUCCCGGCAGACCGGCGAGAACUUCAAGUUCUACCCCGCUCCUUCGGGGUCCUUCACUCCGGUGGCUGCAUCGCCGGCCACCUCCGCCCUCUACGACUCGGGCUACGCAUCGAGCUUCAACCACUCUCCCGUCCUCUCCGACCAGGGCUCCUGGACCCAAUCUCCUGCGCCAUUUGCUCCGGCGGCCUCGGCGCCCAAGCCGCGCUCUUCUGCAUCCAAGAAGUCCAGCUCCUCCAGCUCGCGGCAGCAGGCAGUGGACUUUGCAAGCCACCCCGGCAUGCGCAUCCUCACCAAGGAUGGCCGCGAUGUCACUAACUCGGCUUCCCGGGGUUGCAAGACCAAGGAGCAGCGGGAUCACGCACACCUGAUGCGGAUCAUCAAGGCGUGCGACGCGUGCAAGAAGAAGAAGAUCCGCUGCGACCCCAGCCACAGGAAGCGGAACGCCUCGCAGUCUUCCGCGUCGCAAGCCGAGCAGAAGCCUGCGAAGAGGGCGAAGAAGACAGAAGAGCCAACCCCCGUAGCGGCGGUUAAUGCGGCAACCGAUUUCACUGCGGCAGACUCGGCAACCGAGUCCCUCUCCUUCCCAUCGUUGGACACCAGCUAUCCUCAAGACGCCGAGGAAUUCUGGAACGAAUUCGUCGCCCUCGACCAGGAGCCAGUCGAGAUGGCUCCCACGUCUGCGAUUGACGACUUCCUUUUCGACUCAUUCACCGACAUUCACAGCUUCUUCUCCCCGAGCUCUGGCUCAACCGCGACUUCGCCAUCCCAGAUCCUCACGCCAGUUACCCCAGGUCGCUCGGAGGCGUCGCCGGCCACCGCAUCCCAAUAUGCGGUUGGCGUUCCUGGCGAGUUCUCACUCGAGGACCCGGCUGUUCCCUAUCUGAACCCGGGGGUCGCCCAUGGCACCAACUACCUGGACUUCAACCUCUAUUCGCCGGGUCCUGAUGUCUUUGACGAAGACCCUCUUCUCCAGAUGAGGGAUCUCGGGAGCCAACAGCAUUCCCCGCAAUCGACCAGUUCCGUUGCCCAGCACUCACCUCAGAUCUCUCCCACAUCAACAUCUGCGGCUGUCUCUCGGACAACACCAACCGGCGAGUCAGACGGGGGUGAGAAUCACACAGCCACCACCGCGAUCCACGAUCUUGCCUGGUAUUAUGAUCCUGGGGAUACGCUCCAUGACAAACCACAGCCCAGCGCCCAUCGCUCACCCACCAACCCGCAGCUGAGCACCAAUCACAACAGGGUAAUAGAAGAUGGGGAUGGCGGCUAUAGUAGCCACAGGCGCGUUGACGGCGGCAACACGGACGCAUUUGCUACUUCGUCCGACCAGUCACUGGUUUCUCAGUCCUCGGCACCGACCGCCCUCUACAACGCCACCAGCACUGUGGUUGCCAACGCCCCCGAGUCGUCGGUUAGUCCGAACAGGGCACCUCGACCCAGGAGGGUAACAUCAGCACCCCCUGGGGGCUCGCUGGCAUCACCUGGGCGCUCGCACGUACCGACCAAGGCUACUCGAUCUGGCAAGCUUGACGCUCAAUCACCCAAGGCCGUUGCUGGCGCCAGCUACACAAUGUGCUCCAAGUCGAGGCAGCUUCUGGCUCACUGUGCAUCCGGAUCGCCCACCCCUGAAGAGGAACAACAUGCCGCGCCGCAGGCCACUGCUGCAGGCAACGCCACUUUGGCGACCAUGUUGUUCUCGACCCUGCCGACGCGGCGCAACGUCGCUGGGGAAGAUGUGAAGCUCAACGCAUUCUUCUUCCAGCUUGCCGUGUUCGGUCUUGUCUCUUUCAUCUGUGCCUCUGCCCUGCAAGCACACCUGGCAAAUCAAGUCAACCUCGUCAACAUACUUGCCAUCACAAGCAUCUCACUGGCCCGGCUAGCACCUCGGUGCUCCGGGCCGUCGAGCGCGACAUGCGUCGCCUCGAAAACCUUGCCACCGCCGACGCCGUCUGGCAUCCUCAACACCGUCAAGUUGAAGAUCCAAUCGGUCGUCACGGGCCUCGGGGAUCUCCGGUCCUCCGCGUCCCGGCGGGCGAUAAGCUCCAUGCCUCGCCCGCCAACGGUGCGACUGCUAAGGCUAUAAAGCCCUGGUGGUCCGGCAAGUGUUCUGAUAUGUUUGUGAUUGCUUCUGUUUGUUGCUAGCGAGUGCAUUUUGACUAUGAUACCCCGGGUCGGAUAUGAGACAUGUGGUCGUCCUCUUCUCUUCUUUUGGAUAUGCUAUGUUCAGGGCUUGCUCCGUGCCCAGCGGAGAAGCUUGGUUUGUGGUAUGAGUUUGAGGGGAGGACGACUGAGUGGGCUGUGAGGUCUGACUCGAGGGACGAUGCUCUGUUUUCCUGCCCUUGUUUCCGCGCAGGUAGUGCUCGCUCUUCGGGCUUGACAAUUGAAGGUCCUCGCAGACCAUUGAAAACUU
Messenger RNA from Chaetomium fimeti, 2991 nucleotides. RefSeq lists its product as uncharacterized. NCBI's taxonomy places the organism in Eukaryota, Fungi, Ascomycota, Sordariomycetes, Sordariales, Chaetomiaceae. The transcript is spliced from 5 exons. Bases 1 to 2664 code for a protein of 887 amino acids. The record is from RefSeq and is a predicted model, not a curated record.